GAAGAAGUGUCGUCUCUAGGAUACAGAGGAAGCGUCCCUGCUUUUCGGUGUUUUAACCUUAGCUCUCCAGUGUCUGGUGAUGCCACCAGUGGAGCAUCUUCACCUGAAUCAUGUUCUUCAGGCAGUUUCUGUAUUGGAAUCAGUUGUCCUCCGUAGUUUUGGCCCCAAAGGAGGGCAGGUGUUGUUCACCCGAGACACAGGACAAGCCAUGUUGAGCCGAAGUGGGAUAAAAAUUGUCACUGCAUUACGACUGGAAAAUCCACUGGCCAGGUUGAUUGUUGAAUCCGUCUUGAAGCAUAGCACUGUGACAGGUGACGGAUCUAAGACAUUUAUCCUUCUGCUAGCGUCAUUACUAAGGAUGAUUCAUGCGACAGCUUGCAAGGAGCCUAAUACAUCUCAAAGUUAUGACUCUAGAGAUGUAGCAGUGGCUUCUACUGCCAGACGCUGGGCUAAAAAACUGCUGGCCUUUGCACUGGAGGACCUUCACGACACAGUUGCCAUGGGGGUAGUCCCAUUUGGAUGCUGUCUUUCGAGUGAGGAGUUCACUGCUAAAGCACACAUUCCCAGUGUUCAGAAGCUGCUUGCGUCUUUCUUUCAUUCACGUUUGGGUCAAACACACUGUGACUUUUUUAGCAACCUCACAUGUGAACUGCUCAGUAACUGGAAAUUAAAAAAUGAUCCCCCCUCUGUAUCACUCCACCUCAUAGAUGACAACUUAUCUGCUUUGCAUACACCUGUAACAGGCUUUCCUAUUAGUUGUUCACGUUUGAUUGAGGGGCAGAUCAUUCACAGAGACUUUGUUACAUCCUGUCCACAAAGUGAACAACAGCUGGUUAAAGCUGUUGUUUUAUCUGGCUGUCUGCAGCCUAAACUGCUCAGUGCAGGAGAAGUGCUGGAGCUGAGAUGUGGAGAACAAGGAAUGGGUCAGAAUUCAAGGAUGGAGAGAAGUAUUGUGCAGUUUAGUGCCUGGGCAGAAAGGUCACUAGAGUGUGCUAUUGCAAACCUGAAGAGUUUGGGUGUCUCUGUGAUCCUGUCUGCUGUGAAACAGUCUGCUGCUUCCCUGGCCUUAGCUGCACAGGCAGAUAUUAGCAUUGUGGAAUGUGUUGAUGAAGAUGAACUGUCUCUCUUUGCCCGUCUAAGUGGAACAGCACCUGUCACAGACUGCCGGAUGAUUGAACCAGACCACAUUGCAACACUGACCUUUUGCAGGUCAAUACUUCUCGGAGCUCAUAGGUAUGUCCAUGUUGCUUUCCAUGACUCAGACAAAAGGCUAAAGGUCAAACCUCACAGUUUGAUUGUUUGUGGUGCAGGGGAAGGGCAAACUGACCAGUAUGUUUCUGCAUUUCAUGACUCCAUCCGCAUGCUUCUUUCAACUUGGGAGCCCAUGACUACUGCAGCAACUACAUCAUCAACGAAGACCACACAUUCCAACAAAAGCAAAUCUUCACUUUCAGAUAAUGACAUCCCAAAUUCCCCUUCCUUUCAUCGUUAUUUGUUGGAGCCAGGCUGCGUUGUACCUGCUGGUGGGACAUUUGAAUUCCUCUUACAUAAUGCCCUUUUACAACAUAGCCGAAGGUGCUUCAUCUCUGAUGACACAGAUAUGGACAUCCUUGUUGUUUCCAAGCUCUUAGCAAAUGCAGUACUGUGUGUGCCCAGACAGAUAUACUCCCACAGCCCGCAAUGUUUCCUUCAGACUCAAACCAGACUCCUUACUUCUGUUCAGAAUCAUUCCCAACCUUCAAGUUUUGUGGACAAACAAGAGCACAACACAAUUCUUGAACAGUGUGGGAGAAAAAGUAAAUGCUCUCUAGGUGAAGGUGCACAAAGCAUGCAUUGUCACUUGGAGACUGGCAUGCAAGCAAAAGCUUUCACGCUUGACUCAGGCCUUGAAUCCAUCAGCUGUAAAUACCAGCUGCUUCUUGCUGUGCUGCAGUGUCUUUUUAGCCUUCUCCAGGUGGACACCAUGCUUUAUACACGCACUGUCUUACAAUCAGAGGAACUGGCAAACAUUUCCAAGGAUGAAGCUGAGGAAUGAGAUAAAACUGUAAACAUAGUACCCCCCAGUUUUUACUUGUAUCAUUUUAGAGCCAGAGGAAAGUGUAGAG
Molecule: messenger RNA, 2105 nt
Organism: Cheilinus undulatus (humphead wrasse)
Lineage: Eukaryota; Metazoa; Chordata; Actinopteri; Labriformes; Labridae
Gene: bbs10
Product: Bardet-Biedl syndrome 10
Exons: 4
Coding region: 80-2035 (651 amino acids)
Biological process (GO): chaperone-mediated protein complex assembly
Molecular function (GO): ATP-dependent protein folding chaperone; ATP binding
Source: RefSeq, a predicted model, not a curated record